AUGUAUUCUGUGAAGAAUGUGUUCUUGUUUUCUCUCGCUCUUUCCUUGCCAACUCAUGGGUUUUGUAAACGGGAUGAAGCCUCAUCAGUAAUCUCAGGAAUCCAAAAGAUUUCCGACGCCGUCAUCACUCUCAACAAAACAGUUAGCAGCUAUCCCGGAGGCAUUGAGGGCACCAUCACAGCGCUCGAUAUCCUAGGAGACUCCUUUUCACUAGAACAUGCAAUCACUAGCACAACCUCUGAUGCAAAACAGUCCGCCAACUUUACCGACACCGAAUCGCAAUCCAUUGCGCAGGCAUUUGUCAAUCUAGUUCCAACGAUUCAGUCAAGCUUGACGACGAUUGAAGGGAAAAAGUCAGAGUUUCAACAUGGACUGCUUGGGCUGGCAAGUUUGGACUGGGUGGUUGAAGAUCUCCUCAAAACACUCAAGAGUGAUAGCGAUGCUUUGUCGACUGCAGUUAUUGCUAAGCUAACGAGUACCUGGGCUGGGGUGGCCCCGUUGGUUGUGUCGCAAAUUGAUGCUGCAUUUGAAACCGCGAUUACAACUUAUUCUACCUAA
Molecule: messenger RNA, 558 nt
Organism: Talaromyces proteolyticus
Lineage: Eukaryota; Fungi; Ascomycota; Eurotiomycetes; Eurotiales; Trichocomaceae
Product: antigenic cell wall galactomannoprotein
Exons: 1
Coding region: 1-558 (185 amino acids)
Cellular component (GO): extracellular region
Source: RefSeq, a predicted model, not a curated record